Molecule: messenger RNA, 498 nt
Organism: Rodentolepis nana
Lineage: Eukaryota; Metazoa; Platyhelminthes; Cestoda; Cyclophyllidea; Hymenolepididae
Source: the annotation of a GenBank genome assembly
AUGCAAGCAAACCUUAAAUACCGGCAAGUUGCAAGUGGCAUUGUGACUGGAGCAAAAGAAGGCCUCACCUCACACUACGAUCAAAUCAAGAGUAUGGGCUCGACACAAGACAUGUGCGAAAUAAUCAGAUUAAAUGUUUGGAAAUGUCAAAAUCACUUCAAGGUAUAUGCAGUCCAUAAUUCACCCCAGAAUUGUCUCAACUUUGACUUUCUGAACAUCUCACACAAAACUAUAGUAUUAGGAGACUUCAACGCCCAUUCCACUAGAUGGGGCUACAAGGAUACAAAUAUAGUUGGAAAGGAAAUCGAAGACAUGCUAAACAGCAACCCUCUGGAACUUAUUUAUAAAAAUGAGGAUCCUGCUACAUAUCUGCACUACAAUGGAACCAGAACAACUCCUGACUUGCUCCUGGCUUCAAACGACAUCAUCGAGGAUACACGUCGAAAAUUAUUGACGAUCCUGGUUCUGGUCACAAACCAGUCACCGCACAAUAAUUGA